This is a messenger RNA of Cannabis sativa, 655 nucleotides long. RefSeq names its product histone H3.2. The record is from RefSeq and is a predicted model, not a curated record. Lineage: Eukaryota; Viridiplantae; Streptophyta; Magnoliopsida; Rosales; Cannabaceae. Gene Ontology annotation, cellular component: nucleosome. Bases 120 to 530 code for a protein of 136 amino acids. Gene Ontology annotation, molecular function: structural constituent of chromatin; DNA binding; protein heterodimerization activity. The transcript has a single exon.
UCCGCAUUUUCAAUAAAUACUCUCUCAAAACCCAUUCAAAUUAUCUCAUCUCUUUCCUCAAGCUUCUCAAGAACAAAACAAACAGACAAACACAGCAAAGAACUAAGCUUUCUCAAUCAAUGGCUCGUACCAAGCAGACUGCUCGCAAAUCGACCGGAGGCAAGGCCCCAAGGAAGCAGCUGGCGACUAAGGCGGCAAGGAAGUCGGCUCCAGCGACAGGAGGUGUGAAGAAGCCUCAUCGGUUCAGGCCAGGAACUGUUGCUCUGAGAGAGAUCAGAAAGUACCAGAAGAGCACUGAGCUUCUCAUCAGGAAGUUGCCUUUCCAGAGGCUUGUCAGGGAAAUCGCUCAAGAUUUCAAGACUGAUCUUCGUUUCCAGAGCAGCGCCGUCUCCGCUCUUCAAGAGGCUGCCGAGGCUUACUUGGUGGGUGUUUUUGAGGACACUAACCUUUGUGCCAUUCAUGCCAAGAGAGUCACUAUCAUGCCUAAAGAUAUCCAGCUAGCUCGAAGAAUCAGGGGAGAGAGAGCUUAAGAAUGAUAAGACUUAGAAAUGUAUUGUAAACCCUUCUUUUUGUUUUAUUAGGAUCUAAUCUUGUUCUGUUUUUGUAUUUAUUAAGAAUCUAAUGAAAAUAUUAGUUAUGGCUAUUAAGCUUCAAA